Molecule: messenger RNA, 1909 nt
Organism: Larimichthys crocea (large yellow croaker)
Lineage: Eukaryota; Metazoa; Chordata; Actinopteri; Sciaenidae
Product: granzyme B
Exons: 5
Coding region: 569-1324 (251 amino acids)
Biological process (GO): proteolysis
Molecular function (GO): serine-type endopeptidase activity
Source: RefSeq, a predicted model, not a curated record
AACAAAUACAAUUAAAAGUGCUGUAGUGCUGCAGGCCUUCCAGAAAUACAUCGAAAGGAGCAGACAGAAUGAGUACACCUAAGAAACAGUACUGCCCUAGUCAGAAUUGAAAUCUAAAAAAGUGGGUCUUAAGCUUCAGUAGUGGUGCGAAUGUCAGGGGUCAGUUUGUUCCACAGUCUGGGAGCAGUGACGGCAAAAGAAUGAUCACUCCACAGUUUAAAUCUCGACCUAGCGACCUCUAACAGAAGCUGACCGAAGAGCACAGGGCUCUGCCACAAUUGCGAAAAGUUAAAAUCUCUGACAAGUAAGAGGGGGCCAAGCCAUUAAUGGCAUUAAAAAAAGCUGGUGCUUUAACAACAAUGCAUAUGUUCCAAGUCAAAUAACAAGUUGGCAGUUUUAACUGGUUAUAUAAACGGGUCUCACUUAGGCUGCAAGGUGUGAGCGCAUCUCUUCUGUGGAAGCAUCAUUUUGACACCUGCCCACAAAGUUUCCUCUGUGCGAGCUGACUACAAAAGGUGUUAGGGGGGAAAAGUCUGAGCCACUGCUCAGCUUUUACCUCUGUGCAACCAUGAUCCAUGCAUACUGCAUUGUAUUUUUCUUUCAGCUGCUCUCACUUUCUGGGGCUUCUGAAAGUGGCAUCGUGGGUGGUAAGGUUGCGAAGGCUCAUUCCAUGCCCUACAUGGCAUCACUCCAGUUUAAUGGACACCACCAUACAUGUGGUGGGAUACUUAUUCGGGAGGACUUUGUUUUAACUACUGCGCAUUGCUAUGAUGAUAAGUAUGAGAUGACGGUGGUACUUGGAGCACAUGACAUAACCAAGAAAGAGAAUAGUCAGCAAAGGAUUGAAGUGGCUGAGUACAUUCGACAUCCAAACUACAAUGGAGGUCAUGGUUAUGACAUUAUGUUGCUGAAGUUAAAAAAUAAGGCCACGCUGAAUAAGUAUGUGAAGACCAUUGACCUACCUAAGAAAGAUAAGAAAUACCCAGCCCACAUCAUCUGUACUGUGGCUGGUUGGGGAAAAACUGGACAAAAUAAGGGAAGCUCAAACGUGCUGAAGGAGGCCACGGAGAAGUUGCAAUUCAGCUUUGAGUGCAAACAUAUAUGGCAAGAAUACUUUCAUAGUGAACACAUGAUAUGCACCAAAUUUGACAAAAAGACUGAAGGGGUUUGCCAGGGUGAUUCUGGUGGACCACUUAUCUGCAAAGAGAAGCCUCUGGGCCUAACAGCUUUCACAGAUAAAUGUAAUUGUAGUGAUCCAAAGUAUCCUCAUGUCUUCACUAAAAUCAGUUUCUUCCUUCCCUGGAUUAAGGAAGAGAUGCAGUGAUUGGGGAAUGUUGCUUAGCUUUGACAAAUAAUAAUUCACAAAGCUUGAAAAUGUGAAUGUUUUGACUGCAAAAAAAACUGACUGAACAACUGAUUUUCAAAAAUCUCACUGUACAUUUAUAACAUGUCCUUUCAUCUCGCUUAACGUGUCUUCAUUUCCAAAACGUGUUCAACUUCCUUUUGCAAAAUUUCUGUGCUAUUAUUUACAUAGUUUAUUAUUUUACACUUCUAUUUUUUGUGCUACAAGUGUUUCCAUGAGAGUUAAUGCAAGAGUGAUUUUGCAUGAAGAAGAAUGACAGUAAAAGGAAAAAACAAGAUGGGCGGGUGGUGUAAGUAUAGAAAGUAUGUGUGUGAUGGUGUAAAAGCCCAAAGGCGUGAUGGUCAAACCACAGACCACCGCUGUUAGUCAUAGUGCAAACUUUUGAAGUUGAACCGUUUUCUGUCUGUGAAACCCGUCAUCUGCAAAGAAAGUGAAAGCAAUGCGCUAGUGUCACUAACAACUGUUAUUUCCAGGUGACAGUUUGCUUUUACCAAAAUAAUUAUGAUGUUGAUUUUUAUAGCAGAAAUAAAGACAGUAAAUGCAAAA